Dibothriocephalus latus is the source of this 717-nucleotide messenger RNA. The record is from the annotation of a GenBank genome assembly. NCBI's taxonomy places the organism in Eukaryota, Metazoa, Platyhelminthes, Cestoda, Diphyllobothriidea, Diphyllobothriidae.
AUGGCAUGCAGUCCAAGCAUGACAGUUUAUAAUGAGCGAGUUGCUUUUGCUGAUUGCACCUCGCCCACGACCGGCACGGCUACACUUUCGCCUAGCGAUGUCGACGCCAUUGUGGGUGCUUUCAAUAGUCUCCUCAAGCCCCACGGCUUUCAGGUGCAUCCGUUCCUCGUCGGCUGGUACAACGAAUUCUGCUCACCACGUCUGCAGCUUUCCGGCUGCCCUCCAGACCAGUUAGCUCUCUGCAUCAUCAGCACGCCAGACAUGUUUGAGCGCAACUUUUUGCCCCAUGUUUUCGAGUGUCUCUCUUCUGCGCCAAAUCUGACAGCUGCCUACGAGCAGUUUGAUUGGCCCAAACAGUUCUCGCCCCUGGAUCCCCUCGACCGUUCUGUCUAUCUGCGUAUCAGACAUGCAACGCGCACCUUUUCCGACCACCUCCCCCUCGAUGAACAUCACCACUUCGAGGGUGUAAUAGAACAAAUUAAAAGGUGUCAUUGGCUGCCAGACUAUGCCCUUAGACCCGUAACAAGGAUGCCACUGGUGUAUGUCAAUGCUGCGGGUCACGCUUCUGGUGUUGCCUACUUCCACAGCCCAAGUGAGGCUGGGGAAGUCGGAGUCAGAGAAAGUAGCGAGGUCGCUGCUCUCGGAGUAAGUACACCUCAUCGGCUUGUUGGCUGUUCGCUACAUCCGUACCACGGUGGCUGGUUCGGCUUCCGGUGA